CUUCUGAUUAAAAAUGGAAUGUUUGUCCUAAGUGGAAGCCAAAAUCAGAAAAUUCAAAAAAUAUCUCGAAUACUUGAAGAUGAAGAACAGUUGAUAUUCCACGCGAAUAUCCACAGUGAUAAUUGCAGCAGUCAAGAUCAGCUAUCAGAGUUUAAUAAAGAAAAUGAAGCACUACCAUGUUUUAAUCCUUCGAACAGGAGUACGAUCAGAAUGAAUCACUCGCAGGAAUACAAUAAAAAAAGAAAAGAAUAUCGAUUAUUGAAGCAAUUUAGCAAUAUCGUUUUUUUUUUACAAAUACAAAACAUAUAUGUGGAAUAUUGGUCCCAUGAAAAAAUUUAAAAAAUUGAUGUGGGCGCUAAUUUCAAAAUAUAUGAUGACGAUGUUGAACAUAUUGGUAUCAAAAACUCCUUUUCAAGUUGAAAAUCGGUAUAAAACUAUCCCUCCCCCCCAAAAAAACAGUUGAGAACAACUCUAAAUCAGGCAGCUCUAGACAGACUAUACCAUUCAAAGAAUUAAAUAAAAUUGCUCAUUGGGAUGAUAUUGAGCCCGAGGAGUUGCGAAGUGGGAGGAGCGUUAAAUAUCCUAAACUGAAUACAAGAAUGUUGGAAGAAAUCCGUAAUGAUAGUGCUUACUCAUUCUACUGAAAGCUCAUUGCCAAAGACAAAAAAAGUCGAAAUCAAGUUCUGUUGAUAAAAGAAUGGAAUACUGGGAAAAGAAAGAAGCGGCAAAAGAAAGGCGUCACUAAGAAAAGUUAAUUCUAAUACGGGAAUUGUUCGCCAAACAACAAGAAUAGCGAGAAAUAAAGUAAAAUAAUGCAAAAAUACAAACAGUAUUGGAAGAACCAAAGAAAGAACAAAUGUUA
This is a messenger RNA of Acromyrmex echinatior (Panamanian leafcutter ant), 862 nucleotides long. RefSeq lists its product as uncharacterized. The record is from RefSeq and is a predicted model, not a curated record. NCBI's taxonomy places the organism in Eukaryota, Metazoa, Arthropoda, Insecta, Hymenoptera, Formicidae.